This is a messenger RNA of Mandrillus leucophaeus (drill), 1575 nucleotides long. It is a transcript of the gene RNF7, whose product is annotated as ring finger protein 7. The coding region runs from base 128 to 400 and encodes 90 amino acids. The record is from RefSeq and is a predicted model, not a curated record. NCBI's taxonomy places the organism in Eukaryota, Metazoa, Chordata, Mammalia, Primates, Cercopithecidae. Gene Ontology annotation, biological process: protein ubiquitination; anaphase-promoting complex-dependent catabolic process. Gene Ontology annotation, cellular component: Cul5-RING ubiquitin ligase complex; anaphase-promoting complex; nucleus. Gene Ontology annotation, molecular function: ubiquitin protein ligase activity; cullin family protein binding; zinc ion binding. The transcript has 3 exons.
GUCUAGGCACCACGGUGGCCUGCGGCCUGCGGGCGGCGCUGUGGCCCGUCGGGCGGCCCGGCAGAGCCGCCCUAGCCUCCCGCCUACCCCAAGCCAACGUCUCCGCCGUCGGCUCCGCGGCGCCGCCAUGGCCGACGUGGAAGACGGAGAGGAAACCUGCGCCCUGGCGUCUCACUCCGGGAGCUCAGGCUCCAAGUCGGGAGGCGACAAGAUGUUCUCCCUCAAGAAGUGGAACGCGGUGGCCAUGUGGAGCUGGGACGUUGAGUGCGAUACGUGCGCCAUCUGCAGGGUCCAGAUGCCUGUCUUAGAUGUCAAGCUGAAAACAAACAAGAGGACUGUGUUGUGGUCUGGGGAGAAUGUAAUCAUUCCUUCCACAACUGCUGCAUGUCCCUGUGGGUGAAACAGAACAAUCGCUGCCCUCUCUGCCAGCAGGACUGGGUGGUCCAAAGAAUCGGCAAAUGAGAGUGGUUAGACGGCUUCUUAGUGCGGUUGUUCAGAGCCCUGGUGGAUCUUGUAAUCCAGUGCCCUACAAAGGCUAGAACGCUCCAGGGGAUGAAUUCUUCAAAUAGGAGCCGAUGGAUCUAUGGUCCUUUGGGACUCAUCAAAGCCUUGGUUUAGCAUUUUGUCAGUUUUAUUUUCAGAAAUUCUCUGCGAUUAAGAAGAUAAUUUAUUAAAGAUGGUCCUUUCUACCUCUGUGGUGUGUGUCGCGCACACAGCUUAGAAGUGCUACAAAAAAGGAAAGAACUCCAAAUUGAAUCACCUUUAUAAUUUACCCAUUUCUCUACAACAGGCAGUGGAAGCAGUUUCAGAGAACUUUUUGCAUGCUUAUGGUUGAUCAGUUAAAAAAGAAUGUUAUAGUAACAAAUAAAGUGCAGUUUAAAACCCAACUCUUAUUCUUAAUUUGUUCCUAAUAUGUAUUUUUGGCAGGGAAAGGGAGCGGUCCAUGAAAUCUUUAUGUGAUGUGAGGAUUUUAAGUUUGGGCCAGUGAACGGGGUAAAUAAAAUUUAACUUUUAGGCAUAUGGAAUUUUGAUUGCCGUUAAAGUUACUAUUCUCUGUCAUUCAGCAAGAAAACGUAGAUCUGUACUCACCUCACUGUUCAAUCAUUGAGUGGUAAAGGACAGAAGUAUUUUCCAGUUCUGGUCAGAUGAUGUAAUUUUUUUUUUUUUUUUUGAGGUGGAGUCUUGCUCUGCCACCUAGGCUGGAGUACAGUGGCAUGAUGUCAGCUCACUGCAACCUCCGCCUCCCAGGUUCAAGCGAUUCUCCUGCCUCAGCCUCCCGAGUAGCUGGGAUUAUAGGCAUGUGCCACUACACCUGGCUAAUUUUUGUGUUUUUAGUAGAGACAGGUUUCCCCAUGUUGACCAGGCUGGUCUCGAACUCCUGAGCUCAGGUGAUCUGCCCACCUUGGCUCCCAAAGUGCUGGGAUUACAGGUGUGGGUCACUGCGCCCGGCCCAGAUGAUAUAAUUUAACUGUGUUUUAGGUAACAUGUUAAUAAGGGAAAAUGUUUACCAGUGUAGCAUUCGGUCAAAAAGUUUAUUUUAUCACACAGUGUUUUAAUAAAUGGUUUAUUCUGCUU